AUGACUCAGCCAAUGAUCGACUUGCGGACCACACCGUACGGGGGGCGUUCUAUCUUUGCUAUACAACCCAUUGCCCAAGGGAUCCACAUUUUAGCAUGUGAAACUCCUUUUGCGCAUGUGAUCUACAAAGACUAUCGCAGGGAGGUCUGUGCCCAGUGUUUCGCUUAUGCAGCAAGCGCUUCUCGAAAUAUCGGCGAUCCACGGACUUGGAGUAUCAGAAGUUGUAGGGCAGCUUCAGAGUCUGUCUGGUUCUGUACAGAUGAAUGCAAGAUCGCAUGGGAAAGUGGCAUGAUAGGCCCCUUGAUAGCAGAUACGAAUGCUCUUCUUGCGAAGGCACAGAUAGCCACUCGGAAAAAAGUCAAAGGCAGACGUCUUUGCCACGAUUCUCCUGACCCGAUAUUGCCAAAUGGUCCCACAGCCACUCUACAAAUCACGCAAGACCACAUCGACGAAGCAUGGACGCAUGCCGAGGAUCUGGCGUCCUCCCCUGCUCGUCUUUCUUCCUACUGCUCUGCAAUGGAUUUGGAAGACAUGGAACUUGAAACCUCGCGUUCAGUUGCCUCAGCUAUUGUUCAGCGAUAUGUAUUCGAUUGCCGUCUUGCCGAUCUCGCAUUUUCUUCGAAAAUCGCCACAUCAGAUCCGUGGACAGAAGUUCUUCGUCUCCAGAACAGCGAGCUAUCGAACGUCCGCCUGCGGCCUUACAUUCUCGUGGCACAUCUACGUGUAUACGCUUUUCUGUGUCAUUCGCUCCCACAACAUCUCAGACCGUAUGUUCCUACGAUACGAAAUCUCCUUGCGCGUGACACGGGGAAUGCUUUCGGCAUUUGGGAUGGAGACAGCAGAGAUGAAAUGCUCGGGUGGGGUGUUUGGGUGGGCGCAAGUUAUUUUAAUCACAGUUGUUGUCCAAAUGUCAAGAAGACUCGCGUCGGACGUACCAUGCAGUUCACAACCUCUCGCUCAGUCGAAACCGGGGAAGAGCUAUGCAUUAGCUACAUUGAUAUCAAUCAAACCAUUACGCAGCGCAGACAGGAACUAGAAGACAGCUGGUUCUUCACGUGUCAGUGUCAGCGUUGUCAAUCAGAAGAUGCUGAUGAGGCAUGCUUACAUUGAUGUGCUUGGAACUUCUCCCGUGUGUAAUUUCAUACAUAACUCGGCUUACACCCUUUGUAGGGCUGCUAGAGAUGAAUCCACCCCCACAUAAACAAAGCGUUAUUGGCCCACGUAUGAAGAUCCAAAUACGUUAAGAAGAAGCGGAGCUUCUUCAGUCGCAACGGCAUUGACUUUUAGCGAACUACGCACACGCACACACGCGGUACAACAUAUCAUCCUGUGUUCCGUGUCGUCGGAUGAUAUAUUGGUGUUUGGUC
Messenger RNA from Suillus paluster, 1367 nucleotides. RefSeq names its product SET domain-containing protein. The transcript is spliced from 2 exons. The record is from RefSeq and is a predicted model, not a curated record. Gene Ontology annotation, cellular component: nucleus. Gene Ontology annotation, molecular function: protein binding. The coding region runs from base 1 to 1110 and encodes 369 amino acids. NCBI's taxonomy places the organism in Eukaryota, Fungi, Basidiomycota, Agaricomycetes, Boletales, Suillaceae.